Messenger RNA from Oreochromis niloticus (Nile tilapia), 1749 nucleotides. RefSeq names its product cell surface A33 antigen. Gene Ontology annotation, biological process: T cell costimulation; positive regulation of T cell proliferation; immune response. NCBI's taxonomy places the organism in Eukaryota, Metazoa, Chordata, Actinopteri, Cichliformes, Cichlidae. Gene Ontology annotation, cellular component: external side of plasma membrane. The record is from RefSeq and is a predicted model, not a curated record. The transcript has 3 exons. The coding region runs from base 187 to 804 and encodes 205 amino acids.
UUUUAGGAUGAAGCACAUAUUGUCCAUGCAAUUCUCUCUGAAAACCUGAGAAAGACGGGUUGUGCCAGACAUUGUUCUGAAGAACAAGCGUGCUUUAAUCAGAGUGUUGAUUGGAGAGGGGAAAACAUGUAAAGAAAUGCAGAAAAUGAUAGGCUGCUCAGCUCAAAUGAUCACCAAUGCUAUAUAAUGGAAAGCCAAACCAGAGAGAUGUGGAAGAAAAUGGAAGACUACCAUUCGAAUGGAUCGAACAAUAGCCAGAAUGUUUCUCUUUCAGACCCAAACAUCAUCACAGCCGAGUCUGGACAGAACGUCACUCUGCCCUGUCGAGCUUCAAACAACAACUUCAUAAUUCUUGAGUGGAGCAGAGCUGAUCUGGGGACACAGCAUGUUGUUGUGUACCGGGAUGGGCAGUUUAGUCCAGAAAACCAGCAUCAAUCUUUUAAGAACCGGGUGGAUCUGCAGGACAGACAGAUGAAGGAUGGAGACGUGUCUCUGAUUCUGAAGAAUGUGACAACUGCUGAUAAUGGAACAUAUGAGUGUCGAGUCUUAAUGGGAGAAAUACACUCGUGGGAGCUCAACAUCAUCUACCUGAGUGUUGUUGAUCCUCCAGGUCAGACAGGAGGAGACACAGAGGAUGGAGGGAAGAAGGAUGGAGGGAAGAAGGAUGGGUCUGUUGGACUGAUAGCUGGUCUGUCUGUUUGUGCCGUGCUUCUUGUUGUUGUUGUUGGUUUUUUGAUCUACAGAAAAUGUAAACAACAGAAUGAUGGUUCAUACCAGCUUCCAGUUGAACUGCAGAAGGUUUGAAAUGUGAGUCUCUGCUGUUUUCACUUCUCAGUUUUGUCAUUCAGCGCUGCAGGAUUAUCUGAAUGGCGUUAUUAUAAAAUUCGCCCAGAAUAAUUUUUUUUCUUUCUUGAAGGACCAAAUAAAUGUGGAAACAUCACAGUGAAGAUGACAGUAUUGUGAUACUUGUGUAUACUGAUGAAGUCAUGAACAGAUUCUGAGUAUUGUGAUUACGUAUCCUGUACAUUACAGUAUCACAAACAGAGAAUGUGUUUGUUUUAUCUUCUGGUUCAGCUGCUCUUUGUAAGAUCAAACUUGUUUAAACCACACAAACUGACCCUCAUGUUGCAGUAUAAUUACAUGGGCCGAACCAAGUGACGAGAUAAACACAGUAUAUUACAGCCUGAGUCUGAGUGUACACAAAGUUCCAUCAGUUAUACUUGAGUUUAAGACCCUUUGAUUUCUGGCAGAUAAAAGAUCUCCAAGGGAAUCACCUCAGACACUGAAGACUGAAGAGUGUUAUAACACUUUCAUUUAUCAGCAAGUCAGUGGUCUUUAAUGUGGUCUUUGUGGAAUUUAAUGUGUGCACUCUGAAUUUGAAAGUUGUUGUAACAACUUGAACUGCUUUGAAUGUAAGGAAACGUUAAACAGCUGAAUUAGAGAAGUGAAUGUUUGGACUGAAAUACUGGAAAUAAUUGGAAGUCAGAAGUGAUCAAAUAAUGUAAAUGUUCAUGCUGAACUUAUCUGUGCAGUUUGCUGUUCAAUAAAAAUGUGGCAGGUGAGGGCUAUAAAAUAUUUCCUGCUUUAUUAUUAUUUUAUUCUGUAAUACAAAAGAAAAAGAUCACCAACUAGAGCACUGCUGGACUCCACACAUUUUGCCCUUUGUCUGUUACAAUGCAUAUUCAUUUGUUUAAAUGGACAGAAAUCAUAUUUAAAGACUGCUGCCAUCUACUGCUAAUACUUGGUGCU